Molecule: messenger RNA, 11816 nt
Organism: Xyrichtys novacula (pearly razorfish)
Lineage: Eukaryota; Metazoa; Chordata; Actinopteri; Labriformes; Labridae
Source: the annotation of a GenBank genome assembly
AUGUCUCAUGGAGAGCAAGGCAAGAGUCUAAAUUUCCUUACGCAGACCUGCCUGUUAGACCAAACUCAGGGCAUACAUGCAUUAACAGAAAAGUGACAGCAACGCGAUACUUCCGUGUCGGCUAACGAGAACUAGCUCGCUGUGACAGCCACCGUGACACCGGUCGUAGUGAUCCACGUACAGCAGCAAUCGUCGCUCCGGUGUUUGAGCCGUAAAGGAGAAUUCCGACACUUUACACCCACACAGAGGUGCUGUCUGCUGGCUUUAGGCGCCCUCACCGCACCUCGGACUGUCCGCAGAUCUCGUCCUUUGAUCGGCCAGGUCAGUCUGUCACAGCUAGCUGGCUCCGGGUUAGCUGAGGUUCGCCGCUGUCUUCGUUAGUAUUGUCUGAUAUUCUCAAUAUUAUUAAUGGGCAGUGAUAUAUAAAGUAAUAAACAUGUUGAGGAGGGGAUACAAGCCAACAAAAAGCAGUUUAACUUGAAUUAUGUAACUGACACAAGUCUUCCGUGGUGUUGCUGAGCGGACGUUAAAACCAGCUAAUGCUAAUGCUAAAGCUAAUGCUAAUAUUCAGCAUCAGCAGGUCUGGGGUAACCGUGCUAGUCUGUUUGUUUGUUUGUUUGUUUGUUUGUUGUCAGUCUCCGGAGAGAGUUAAAGAGAACAUGAAGAGGAUUAUCCAGAGCCUGCCAGGUCUGAUCAGAGUUUAGAAUGACCUGAUAAAAGCCUGCAGGUCUGUUUGGGGUCCAGAGUGGACCAUGAUCAGGGAUUCAGUUUACUUUACUGUCACUCAUGAAUCCUGUAAACAUCAUCUGACAGGUCAGGGCAGUUUCUCAGGAGUCCUCAUGUUUAAAGUGACUCGAGUUUGACUCCAGUUCUGUGGAUUUACUCGACUGUGGCAAACAUCACAACCAUGAUCAGUUUGAUCGAUAUUGUUAUUAAUGGUUAUCCGUGAUUUUCCAUCUGCAUCACACACAUUUAUGUAAAUGACAACCUUAUUAGAUAUACCUGAAUCAAAUAAGUGACAAAACAAUGUCUUUUAUCCACCUCUCUUUGUUUACCAAAUGUGUCUGAUAUAGAUAUAGAUUGAUAUAGAUAAUAUAGAUUUUCUAAAAGGUCAUAUGAACUUUUGAAAGGAAUCUUCAGCUCACCUGAAGAGCGUUGUCGUAGUUUUGGUGACAAUUCUCACUAAACUAAACAUCAGAUUAGGACUGGGCAAUUAUAUGAUCGGGAUUAAUGAUCGGGAUCAAUUUCAGUCCGAUCAUGGUGAACAGCUGUGAGUUUAUUUACUCGAUCAAACUUCGCGAAAAUGUGCAUCACAACAGCCAAUCAGAGUCGGGCUUUUCCUGCUCACUUCUGUAAGUUACUAAAGAAACUAAUGUCUAGUUUCUUUAGUUUGUUGUACAGAUGCUUUACAACUGGCAGUUUUUAAAAAAUUGUAAUAAUAGUCGAGAUCGGACAAAAUGACAGAAUAUAUCGUGAUCAUUUUUUUAAAAUUGUAAUAAUAGUCGAGAUCGGACAAAAUGACAGAAUAUAUCGUGAUCAUUUUUUUUGCCAAACCGCCCAGGCCUACCCAGUAGUCAUUAGCUUGUUGGGGUUUGUGAACGCUCCAGCCUCUCUCGUUGUGCUCAUUCUGUCCCUUGGCUUUUACAGACACACUCACAGAUACACACCUGCCUCCUCCUGUUCCUCUCCCUGCUCUCCUCUCUCCCUCUUCUGUUCCUCUCCCUGCUCUCCUCUCUCCCUCUUCUGUUCCUCUCCCAGCUCUCUCCUCUCUCCUCCCGUGGCUUCCACUUUUUGACUUCUUUACCAAACACGUUGAAGAUACAGUGGUCCACCUUUAAUCUUAGCUAGAGCAGCAACUUCCUUGUUCUGUCAAACUUUGUUUCACGCUGACUUGAGCUGCCUAUGAUGAAGUGAAAGACUUAAUUUAACAUACAGGAUGUAACGGGGGCAGCGCAGCAGGUGGCACAACAUUAUUCAGUCUUGAUUUGUGUCUGCAGACAGAAACUCCAUCCUGUUGUCUUGAACAGUGAAACCUAUGACUCACUAUGCUGUGUGAAAGUCAGAGAGGAUGUUUUUCCAGCCUGUUGUCAAUCAUCUGGUUUGACACUUUCCCCUCUCAGCAUUUUUGAGCUUUAAAGAUAAUUGCUUUGAAAUGAUCAGACUUGUUACUGAUAGUCUUGUUUGCAUUUUAGGGCCACAAAGAGGCGUCUGUGUCGGUAUCUCAACUGGUUGACAACUCCUCACAAUGCUCCUUACAGUUUAGGGUGGAGUUCACACGCUGCUGCUGCUGCUGCGUAUAUUUUAGGUAUUACUCUUGCUGGUAUACGUAAAGUUGCAUCCUAUGUUUGCUUAGAGUUGAGUAAAUAAAAGUUGCGUCUUCAGUCUGAAACGGUGGGUGUAAAAACAUCUCAUUGUCACGGCACAUCAUUUAUAACUUUGAGGGUUGAUGACUGAAGAGUUUGGCGUUCACGGAGCGUUUCUGAGAGAUUUGAAACCCUGCUUCAGUGGUGUACCCUGCGGUGCUUCUUUCUUUUGUAGAUUCGCUGUUUUCUGUUGUUGUGUCAGAACAUCUUCAAGAUUUGUACUAAGAACUAAAAUUCAAAGCAAAGAUUGUUUAGUGAUGAAAAAAAUGAGUCACCAAAGCUCAACGUUCAAGAAGGUUUGAGGCUCAGAGGUCUGAAAGAAGCUCAGACUACAGAUGCUGCUGAUUUGCAUCAAAAAGAGCAAGUGAAGGUCAGUCUAAUGAUGGAUUGUAUCCUGCCUGUGUGGCCUCAUCACAAAUGUAUGUAUAUUUUUAUCUGAUAUGUGCUAAUAUGAGCAGAUUUUUACAGGACAUGUAUUCAGAAAAACUGCUGGAGGAGGAUUUUAUGAAGGUUGUCAUCACAUGGUGCUUCAGCAGAGACGGCCUUAUAGUUUGUCAUAGUCCUUGCCUUGUCUGUUAGCAGCAGGGCAUCACAGCGUAUAAUAAACCUAUAAUGAGUGGAAAUGCUCAGGGCGCUAUCCUCUGAUCUAAUUAUUUGUUUAAGUUCAUUAAAUGCGGCUUUCAUUGGUUGCUGUUUGAACAUAAUCAUUAUUGGCCUCGGUGCGGAUAAUCUGAGGAGUCACUCGCUCAUAAAGUCAGGCCCUCGUCUGAGUAAAGGGUUUCCUUGUGUCGCUGUUUUGACUUCAAUGAUUUUCAGACUGGACAGUUCAAUCACAGUUUGUUUCUCUUCCAGGUGUUGCCCAGCCUCUCCCAGCCCCAUUGUGGAUCUGUAGCCCUCCCGGCAGGACAGUGGCAGAGCCAGAGCCAGACCCAUCGGGGACCAGACCACCAGGCAGCAGGGCUCCAUGAGCGCGACGGGGCAGCAGCAAGGGGGGGGCCUGCGUUCUCGCCGAAGCCUUGUCCGGGACAAGGACCCCGGGCAGGGCAUGGGCAUGGAGGCGGCCUGCUGGCUGGCCCCCGGAGUGCUGCGCAGGCUGAUUGAGCUGCCUUCACCCCCCCUGUCCAGACACCAGCUGAAGAGGCUGGAGGAGCACAGGUAACACGGAUCCCUGUAGACAGAGUUAGUCCAGUUCUGUGGUGGAGCUGUGACGUGUUUGGGAUGUACGGACAGUUAUGCCCAGAGGUGAAAGUGUCUGUUGUGGACGAGUUCAGUGUGUACUGAUCAGAGAGCCUUAUUUGUGGUUCUACGGUAUGAAGGAGGUCUUUGUGACGUUUUCAGGCUCUUCAUUGAGAAGCUGUUCAGAUAUUUGAGUUUACUUCAAAUUUUAUGAUCUGCUCAGUUUAGAGGAGGAUGUUCAUGUUCAUCAUGUUUAGGGUAAAGCAAAGUGAAGCAGUUUUAUUCCAACCCUCAAAAUCCAUUUAGAUUAGCGAUAUUGUUGUUAGCCCGCUUAAUUGGUGGCAUUUUGAGAUAAUUGGCAUCCUUUGAUUUCUGGGCUCAUGAGGCUGAUUUAAACCGGGGACUGCAGACACUGCUGGAAGCCUCAUCAGUGUAGCUGCUGUCAAGAAAUGUCAACAUCCCCUAUAAUGAGAACAUGUUAAAUGACAGCAGAUCAAAUUCAGCAGUGACUAACAAGUGUUUGACGUGUUUUCUGUUAUGAUCCGUAAGAUAACGGAGUUUAAUGUGGCCUCAGGCAUAAAUAUGUCAUGUUUUGGCUUCUAUAGCACAGCCUUGUUUGUCUGUCUUUCAUCUAGAAAGUCAUCACUGUGAAAGGAAGUGUGAGGGACUCACUUCCUGCUAACAGUGCAGCAGGUUGAGAGAUUACAAGACGUAUGGCUGUCUGAUUAGAAACCGCUGAAGACGCUGAAUGUUCCUCUUUCAAACUGACUGUACUUUGUUUUUUUAACACUUAACUGAUGUGUGAAUUCGGUCAGACUGUAAGUGUGACUUGGUUCAUUGCGUGAUAGUGCUUUUAUGUGUCUCCAUCAGGGGUCUGACUCGGUUCGGUUUGGUGCACACUGCACAAUUUUUUCUGUUUCCUUUGUUAAAAGUUGAGAAAUGUACCCAAAUAACCUGCCAGUACAGUUUUACUUUGUGUCCCGAUACAACUACAUUACUUAUAUGAUACCGAUGUUGUAUUCUCAGUAUUGGCCGAUACCGAUAUUGAUCUGAUAUAAGCACAAACUUGUGCACGACAAGUUUCGCACUCAGCUGCAAAGUCUUUAGGGGACUUAAACAAUAAAAUACUGCCACACGGCCAACAUCACUCCUACUCCUUUCUACUUUUUUAGUACAGUUGUUGUGAUUACACGGGCUCUGCAUGCUGCAUCUGGGUGCUGCUAGACAGUGAUCAAUACCUACAUAAAUGUUAUACUGUAGGAUCUGGAUCUUUCCAUUUGAAGGUAUAUGAAACACAUUGUUAUGUUGUCAUGUUUCAUCACCAGUUGCUGCACAAUCAAGCAGGCAACUAAUAACAAAAGCCAAGUCACUGUGUAAAAGAGCGGGUCCAGUUCUGCCUCUUACUCUCUGUUAGAGUGGAAUUGCUGCAGUCGUUUAUAAAGUAGAAGCAAAGGUGCAUGUUACAAUGAAGUGUGUGAUAACAUUGCUCAAUAUUGGAGUAAUGAUUCGAAGUUGUGAUAUGAAGUAGAAAAACACACAUACAGGGAAUUUCGACCCCCGUGAACUUUGCUCGCAGUAAUUUAUCCAAGUCUGCAGCAGAAAUUCAACUUUAAGGUCAUUACUCACAGUUUUUCAGUCGGUCUGCUGUUCUAAAAGUUUGACACGAUUCUUGCUUUUGGAGUUUGUUUUAACCUAAUCCAAAUAAAACUCACAAGUUAUUUUUGCCUCUCAGUUGGUACUUGUUAAUCUAAGGGGUGCAGAUAACCCUAGGACUGGGCGAUUUUAAAUUUUAGUUCGAUCACAGUGAUCAGCUGUGAGCAUAUUUACUCCAUCAAACAUAGAGGAAAUGUGCGUCACAACAGCCAAUCAGAGUCGAGCUUUUCCUGCUCACUUCUGUAAGUUGCCGGAGAAGUAAACAGAGGAAGUAAACAGAAUGACCGAAUGUGGAGCUAAACACGGAGCUGAGGGCAGCAAGAUUGAUGUCAGCCGUGACUUUGAGUCAUCCUCCGAAGAUGUAAUUGUUGAGAAGUUAUUCAACGUCGGUUGUGUGGCGGUGGUUCCGGUAUCUCAAAAGUGAAGGUAUGUCGGUGACUGGUGCCCUCAAAAACCGGCUACACAACAGAUCCAAGUAGCGGUGCAGCCACCAGACCAAAGCAGCAAUCAAUCGUAUCAUCUACGUUUACAUCAUUUACACACAUUUUAAGGCGUCUAGUUAGUUAAUUUCUAGUUUCUUUAGUUUUUAGUACAGAUGCUUUAAAACAGGCAGUUAAAAAAAAAACGUGAUAAUAAUCGAGAUCGGACGAUAGGACAAAAUCAUGAUCUUUUUUUGUGCCAAAUCACCCAGGCCUACUUUGGAGAUUGCUUGUUAACAUAAUACAGUUUCUUUUCUUUAUAGCAGUAAAUUCUGAUAAAAAUGUUGGUAAAACAAAUUCUUAUGUCACAAUAAUGAUGAAAAAGGGAUUUCUUUUGCUGCCCUUGUGUUAAAUAUGCUGAAUUUUUAACGUUCAACAGCUGAAUCUGCACAUUUCCUCAGUUUUAGCCCAGAUGAUAAAACUGCUAAUGUAAAAAUAUCAACAUGUUGGACUGACUUCCUUUAAAGACUCGCCUUUGUGGACGAGAUAAUGGCAGCUGAGUGCCUGAAGGAGGAGAACAUUACUUUUUACACAUGAAGAUGUUCGCUGCCUCCUCAGAGUUGCUUGAAGCUUUUUCGCUCAUAUGACUUCCUGCUCCGAGAGAACGGGGGGAAAAGCAGAGAUUUAUUUUUAUCAAACUCAAACACUAGCACGACAAAUAUGCUGAGAAAGCUGGCAUCUUAACCCCCUCUGCUCAGCACACAUGCUCAGUUAGCCUUCUAGACUGACAGGACCAACUGGUUCACAGCUCUGAUUCUUUGAGGUCUCACUCCAGAGCAUCACAGACGACGAGUUUACAAGAAUGAAGGUCCACAGCAUUCAUAUUGAAAUUACACAGAGUCUGAAGUUGUGUCAUGAUUGUUUCUGCAGGUACAGCAGUGCCGGGCGCUCCCUGCUGGAGCCUCUCAUGCAGCGUUACUGGGAGUGGUUGGUGGGACGAGUCCCCUCCUGGAUCGCCCCAAACCUCAUCACCAUCAUCGGCCUCGCCACCAACGUCUUCACCACCCUCGUGCUCGUCUAUUACUGCCCCACUGCCACCGAACAAGUGAGGCAAUAACUCAUCACUAAGUUUUGUGGUAUUUAACACAGAAGGGUCAUUGUGUAUUUCUUGUUUUUUUUUUUUUUUUUUUGGUGCUUAAACAAACACGUCAGAUUCAGGGUAUAAAAAAUAAAAGAAAUGUGGGUUAAAUGAAUGAGAAGGACUUUGUAGAAACAGGUGACAAAAGAUAGAUUCAUCCAUCCCUGUUGGAAAAAAGGAGAAAAACAGCAGCUUUCAGAAUCAUGUUUUUCUGCUUUUUGCUUUCAGCAGGUUAUAGAUGAACAGAAAUUCAGAUAAAAUGAGAUUAGACUUAACGAGACUUGAUCAAUCUGCAGAGAGGAAAUGUAGUUGUUGCAGCAACACAGACAUUUAGAAGGUAAGAACAGAUCAAGAUUAAGAGACAGUUGAUUGAAAUAGAUUUAUGAGUUCUGAGCAGGGUGAGUUGAGACCACUUUGAGACUGCCAUUGGGCCAGAUUUGGUCUGAGAGCCAGCGGUUGAGCAGCCUUGGAUUUCAGUGCUGAGAGCUGCUGUUCCUCGGUUUCCUUUAGCUGUAUGUCUUCAGAUCAACAGUCUGUAUUUGUGUUGUUUCAGGCUCCUCUCUGGGCGUACCUGCUCUGUGCAGUGGGUCUGUUUAUCUACCAAUCGUUGGAUGCCAUCGACGGGAAGCAGGCGAGACGCACCAACAGCAGCUCUCCGCUGGGCGAACUGUUUGACCACGGCUGUGACUCCCUUUCCACAGGUCAGUGUUUUCCUCUUUGCCUCUCUGUGAUCCUGAAGCUCGUUUUAAAACCUCCUCUCUCGGUCUCUGCAGUGUUUGUGGUGCUGGGAACCAGUAUAGCUGUUCAAAUGGGAACCAACCCGGACUGGAUGUUCUUCUGCUGCUUCGCCGGGAUGUUCAUGUUCUACUGCGCCCACUGGCAGACAUACGUGUCGGGAACGCUGCGCUUCGGCAUGUGAGUCGACAAAUCUGAGCAGGUUUUUUUUUAAUCUUAGCAGGUCUGAACGCCGUAUUCAAUACUGUCAGUUUCAGGAUCUAAAAGAUGUUUUAAAAUUGAUCAAAUGAAUGUGAAUGUGUCUUAAAGUGUUUUAAAAGAUUUCUAGCUAAACAGUUUAAAAUUAAUUAUGGCUGAAAACACGAAGAAAAUUCACAGAGAUGAUUAAAAAACAAGCGCACAUCCUCUGAAAAGGCAUCAAGGUCCUUACUCAGGUGUGACGGCGAGGGUGUCGUUUGGAUCUCUGAUGGAGUGAAGUCCACAAACACACCUGCAUUUGCCAAAAGAAGAAAAUUAAAAUGGAGACUCUUGUAAUUCUGUCCUGGUCGAAAGAAAAGUGUAAUCCAGCCUCCUGUCAGAUUUUCAAUGAUUACUUUCCUCUCUGUAGAUUUCGGUGUCUGUCAGUCAUGAAACUUGAGCAGUUAUUUGUGAGCUGCAGUAAACGUGGAUGUAUUCUGUGUGUAGAUUUGACAUAACAGAGGUGCAGAUCUGUCUAGCAGGAUUACAGACGCUCACAGCCACUGUGGGUCCCUGUCUGUGGAACGUGAUGGUAAACCUCCUGGCUGCUGCUGCUGCUGCUGAUGCUGCUGCAUGGCUCGCUGUUGUCUUCUUCCACAACCGAUGAGGCGUUUGAUUAUAAGUCAGUGUUUUCUGAUGAAGAUGCAGUCAGUAAAGUGUGGCUCAGAAAGACACUAACUGUUGGAAAUGUCUACAAAACAGUUAUCUCUGCAUUUACUUGUAAGAUCCUGUUUAAAUCAAAAUGCUCAUUCAGCUCCUUGAAAUGAAGAUCAAGUUUCAAGUUUCAAGUUUUAUUUGUCACAUGCCUAAAUGUACAGGUACAGUGGCAGUGAAAUAAAAGUCAUGUCUGCCAAAGAAACAGAAUAAUAAUAAGAAGAAAAUCAAAUAAUAUUUAGAAAGAGAUAAAAUAAAAAAUAGAAAUAAGAUAAAUAUCCACCCCUAUAUACAUCCUAUGUACAAUAACCGUAAAACAAAAAUAAAAUUUAAAUAUUUAAAAAAUAUUGACUCCUAUAAAGUAAACAAGGUAACAGAGGUUACCUGGAGCUCAGUUUUAACAUUCAAUAUGAUGUUUUUGCCGUAUUUUCAACUAAAUUUAGGCUUUGAAUGAUUUUCAAAACAUCAAAUUCAGUUUUAUUAAUAUUUUACACAGCAGCUAAAUUUUUUUUUAUUGUAGAAAAGUGAACUUCAUCUCUUCUUAAUACAGUCUAAACAGGAGAAAUUGAGAAAACGUUUUCUUUUUUUUCUUUUAAACCUAUCAAAUCUGAUUUCUCUUUGCAACCAGAGGAUCCGCGUCCUGCUAGUCAGUAGUGAGAAAGCAGGUUUAAAGUUCAUCAAAGUCUCCUCAGCUCAGUAUUUAAAACAUGUGCUCUCUUAAAUCUUUUAACCAAUAGAAAAGUUGUGAUUCUGUUGAAAGGUUAUUUUUUAAAUCAGGAGACAGGAUGAGAAUUCUUGAGGUGAUAACAUGUUACUGAUUGGAUCUUUAAAGCAGAUACUUCACCGUCCAAAUGAAACCUGGGAAACGUUGGCGUCCCGUCAGCCGUGUGUGUUGUGGAAGACGGCUGCAGGUUGAGUGUGUGCUGGUAGACGUCACUAAUCCUCACUGUCAAUUCUCUGCUUUCUCCUCCCACUCAGCAUUGAUGUGACUGAGGUGCAAAUCUUCAUAAUAAUCAUGUAUUUGCUGGCCGCCGUGGGAGGAUCAGCUUUUUGGCAGUCACUGGUAAUUGUGAUUGGUUCUAAUUCCUACAGAUUGACCUUAAUUUGACUGUUUGUGUCGUAAUUAUAGAAAGAUGUUUGUGUUGGUUUGUAGAAAAGCCGCUCUAACAGUCUUGUUUACCGUAAUUGUUUACAGAGUUAUAAAGAACGUCACUCGGACCAUUUUCUAACAUUACUCAUGAUGCUUUGAUUGUGGAUUUGAACCAAAAUGUUCUCACCAAUGACCAAAAAUAACAGGAAGAUUACUGAGAGAUAAACCCGUGUUGAUGUGAGCGUUUGUGUUGUCUUAUUGUCUCUUAAUUUCAGUGUUUGGGUGUCUCAAUUUUCAGAUUCCGAUCUUAAAUGUCCAGAUGAAAAUGAUUCCAGCCGUCUGCACUUUUUUAGGAGCCAUCUUCUCUUGCACCAAUUACUUCAGAGUUAUUUUUACAGGAGGCGUGGGCAAAAACGGAUCCACAAUAGCGGUAAGUUUGGAAACAAAACUCUUGGACGAGUUAUCCUCGGGUCACAUUUUUCAUAAGGUUUAGCCGUGAACAGCAGCAGCUCUGUUGGGUAUUUUCAGCGAUAUUAACAGUCUGUGUCUUUGUGUUUCUGUCCGCAGGGAACCAGCGUCCUCUCUCCCGUCUUACAUAUUGGUUCAGUUAUUAUUUUGGCCAUGAUGAUUUACAAGAAGUCUGCUGUCCAGCUCUUUGAGAAACAUCCAUGUCUUUAUAUCCUGGCGUUUGGCUUCGUCUCGGCCAAAAUCACCAAUAAAUUAGUUGUAAGUCAAAUCAACUUCAUAUAGAGAGAGAGAGAGUGCCACAAAAACAUGAUGCAAACUGUGCUGUUUAAGUUUACCUGCUCGGAUAAAUAAGAAUUAAAUUGACUGAAACUGAGUUUUUAGUUUAAGGGUUUGGUACAAAUGUUUGAACUUUUUCAUUUUUCAUCCACAGGUAGCACAUAUGACAAAAAGUGAGAUGCAUCUCCACGAUUUAGCCUUCCUGGGCCCAGGACUUCUGUUCCUGGAUCAGUAUUUCAAUAGUUUUAUUGAUGAGUACCUGGUGCUAUGGAUUGCAUUGGUAAGAAAACACGUUACAUUCAUUUGUACUCAGUUAUAGUGCCACCAUAUCCUGCAUGUGAUCUGUGUGUGUUUAUGUAGUUUCAUUUGUUUGAUAGGAGGAUGUAAGAACCCGAACAAAAGUCAAUGAUGACAUGAAAAUACUCUGAAUAUGUCACAGUUUUAGACCUAAAAUUUGUCUUAGUAGAAUAAAAGCUACAUUGAAAUGAAAAACAGAAACUCUGUCACAGUGGUAAUAAUAAUAAUAAUAAGUAGUAUUAUUCACUAGAAAGAAAUGAUUAAAAUAUUGAUCCUGAGCAGAAAUAAAGACAGUAAAAGGUAGAACAGAUGAAAACAAAUGUCACUGCAGAACUGUAACAGAGUUCUGAGUCGAGAAAGGGUGGACCUCCAUCUCUGUUUGACCACGACUUUGGCUCAGGAACUGUCAGCUGAUCCAAGAGGUCUUCAUGGGGAACAGGUCUUAAAAGCUCACUUACUGUAUGUAUUCAGGUGUAUGUAUACUGUGAGUAAAGAGUCAGCAGUGCAGUCAAUCUAAGAUGGGAGAGAUCAGUUAGAGAUACUGUGUUGUUGAUCAGAGUAUGAAGAUGAUAGAGCUCUGGUAAAAUAAAGUCUUUAUUUCUCAUUUUUGAAUAAUAAAAAUCUAAAUAAUAAGACUCAGGGGCUGUACUCUGAAAGAUUCUUAGUGCUAAGGAUUCCUUGUUAGGACUUUUGAGGUAAAGUUAGGAGCUCUCUGAGAGGAUCCUCAGAAUCUUUAGGAACGCAGGCCCAGAUCUUUAGCUGCUUUAAAAACAGACAACGCAGCAGCUCUCCAAGUAACUAAAUCUGUUUACAAAACAGAUGAAACACGAGUCAGACUCCAGAGUUAGACCACACGUUUAAAAGUGUGAGUUCUGUCCUCAGUGUCGUGUCUCAUCAUGUUCAGAGACAUUUUAGUUUAAAUAGACAGUUUAUUGACACUCUCUCAAAAGACUGAAUUUAUGAAGUCAAGUCUGACAGAUUUUCAGUAAAAUUGGUGAUGAAAUAGCUUCAAGCUGUGUAUUUGUGAUUCUAUAAUUCUGAUAUGAUUAUAAGUAAGAGCUUGGUCGUAGCACUUGUGUGGUUUUUACAUAUUUCCUGUCAGUACGGUGUUGAUGUCGUGUGCAGGUCAUUGUGGUCUCUUUUCCUGUAAACACUGAUUUAUUCUCCUCCCCCUGUUUCUCCUGCAGAUCAUUUCCUUCUUCGACUUGGUGCGUUACUGUGUCAGUGUUUGCAACCAGAUUGCCUGCCAUCUUCACAUCUUUGUUUUUAAAAUCAAGCCUUGUUCGGCGCUCAGCUCCGCCCCUCACUGA